GAUGCGCGCGCAUAUAUUCAUCGCCGCUUCGUCCGACCUCCAGUCAAUUCCUAGAGCGCUUACUGUAACGAUCGAACUAAUUCGAGUGGAACAUUGUAAUCGGUCGAACACAUAGCUUUGCGCGCGAUCACCGUCGCGCUUUAGAGGAUUUAUUAAGGUCAAACCUAACAAAACAAACAUGGCGGAUCCCGCCCAUGGAAAAAUAGAAGAUAACCCAAAAAUAUUGUCCGGCCCAGUAUUGACAAAUUCUCCCAAUGCCGUUCUCUCGAAGACCCUGCUUGGACGCUACAAUGACCUGCCUGUGCCCCCAGACCACGUCCUAGCGACGUACAUCUGGAUCGACGGAACCGGAGAACAUCUCAGAUGCAAAGACCGCACUCUCAAAUACAUACCGAAAUCACCAAAAGAUCUGCCAGUAUGGAACUUCGACGGCAGCUCCACUGGCCAAGCUGACGGGCACAACUCUGACACGUGGCUAGUCCCGCGAGCCAUCUACAAGGACCCAUUCCGCCGCGGAAACCACAUUCUAGUCAUGUGCGAUACGUUCAAAUACAACAUGGAGCCGACAGCUACAAAUCAUCGUCUAAAAUGCCAGGAAGCUGCCGAUAAAUGCAAAGACGAGGAACCCUGGUUCGGUAUUGAGCAGGAGUACAUACUUCUGGACGCAGAUCUGCGACCGUUCGGAUGGCCACCAGGCGGCUUCCCUCCUCCACAGGGACCGUACUACUGCGGUGUCGGCGCCAAUAAGGUGUUCGCUAGGGAUCUCGUUGAAGCUCACUACAGGUGUUGUCUGUACGCCGGCGUUCCUAUUGCCGGCACCAAUGCCGAAGUCAUGCCUUCGCAAUGGGAGUUCCAAGUCGGGCCUUCGGUCGGUGUGACAGCCGGCGAUGACCUGUGGAUCGCCCGCUACAUCUUGCACAGACUCGCCGAGGAGUACGGAGUGAUCGUGACCUUCGACCCGAAGCCAGUCCAGGACUGGAACGGAUCCGGAGCUCACACCAACUUCUCAACGAAGAAGAUGAGGGAAGACAACGGCAUCAUUGAGAUCGAGAAGGCCAUCGACAAGUUGUCCAAGGUGCACAUGAAGCACAUCAAGGUGUACGACCCUCGCGGGGGCAAGGACAACGAGAGGAGACUCACCGGGCUCCAUGAGACUGCCAGUAUUAAUGAUUUCAGUGCGGGCGUUGCGAACCGUGGCAGCAGUAUCAGGAUCCCGCGCACCGUGGCGGAGGAGAAGAAGGGCUACCUGGAGGAUCGCCGGCCCGCCUCCAACUGCGACCCCUACUCCGUCAUCGAUGCACUCAUGCGCACCUGCAUUCUCAACGAAUAACAGAGCGAAACCAACGCAGCGCCUACGCCACGUGUCAGCUAACAUACACUGAAACCACAACACUCUCCCACACACCAACUCCAUGUGCCUAAAGGAUGCGACUUCCAAUCACAAAACUUCCGAAGACUACUAUUUUAGCACAAAUAAAUUAUAACCCAUAUUAACCUUUUCUUCUCUACAAUUUGUCAUUGGAAGUCACACCCAACAGUUAGAUUAAGCUACUCCAGAACAAGCACGCACCCGUCUGUUUUUAUUUCUUUUUCUUUAUUAUAGAAAAUUAUACACAAAUAUUAAUUACAUGUGUAAGUUUUAUAAGUGACUUGUAAGAUUUAUACCAACCAAUGUAUAAAUGGCCUACUUACAAUCAUUUUGUAAUAAUGGCAUAUGAAUAGCACCUCGUAUGCAGACACGUGAUAAAGCUAGUGCGAUACAAUGGACCACAUAAGAUAUUAUAAUAAUAUAAAUAAUUUUUACGAAUAUUAUGUGAUAUUUAAAAAUAAUUGUUAAUUUUGAUGUUGAAUAGUUUGUUUAUACAAUUAUAUAGUCACAUAUCAUUAUUUUUAACAAUUUCAUUUAACAAUAGGUAAAUAAAUUAAUUAUCAUGGUCAUAAGCAAGGACGAGGCGCUUGUAAAGAAAUUGAGAACUGUUGAGUGUCGGAGAUAAAAUAACUAACGCUGUGGUAGGAGUACAAUAUUUUUCAACAUACAAAUGUAUAUCAUUGUUGAAAACUAAUAACAAAUAGCCUGAUUAACUGAUAAUACAAAGUUUAGACACACUUUACCAUAUUUGAUUAGUUAUGUAAUAUGCGUCUAUGGUACGUUAUGAUACUAUAGUGUAGUGCCUCCUAGUACCUACUGCAAAGUCAUCGCCUUUUAAAUAAUUUAAAUUAAAUUAACUAAGUAUCUAGUAAUAUUAAAAAAUGGUUAGAUAUUUUACGCACUUCACAUUUAGGUCACCUAAGAACUAGUAAGGCACAUGAUGAACUGCCUCAAAAUAUAUUUACAAAAAUCUAUUUACCUACUUCGUUAGCAUUUUAAGUACUUUGCGUAUGAAGGCAAAUUAUUAUUUAAAGUUGUAUAAGAACAUGUUAUGUAUAAAAUCUAGAGAUGUUAUAAAAUUAAAGUGUAAUUUUAUUCAAUA
This is a messenger RNA of Amyelois transitella, 2471 nucleotides long. RefSeq names its product glutamine synthetase 2 cytoplasmic. The record is from RefSeq and is a predicted model, not a curated record. Gene Ontology annotation, molecular function: glutamine synthetase activity. Gene Ontology annotation, cellular component: cytoplasm. The transcript is spliced from 8 exons. Lineage: Eukaryota; Metazoa; Arthropoda; Insecta; Lepidoptera; Pyralidae. Bases 179 to 1330 code for a protein of 383 amino acids.